CUAGGCUAUUGGCCAACUUGAAUCUUCUUCUGCAAUUUUGAUUGGUCAUCCGUGAUAGUCCGAAUGUUUCCAAUUGGCGAAGCCGCCACGGGCUCCCCCACCCCCCCGUUCGUCCGCAGAGGAAGCUGGGAAGGCGGGGUCGUUUCUGCGGGAUUACUUUUCUGGGGCCGCUCCUGAUUGGGCGGCGUGGUGCGAUGCGCGCGACCCUUUAGACAACAAACUGUCAAGGGACCGGACCCUGUCCUCUGGGUGCUCCCACCCGUAGUCGGAAACCCAGGGACAGACUUCCGGGCUGUAGGGCCCUUGCAGAGGGCAAGGGGUGGCCGCGGGGCUCGGACCACAUUCGCCUGGGUUUCCCAGCUCCGGGCACCGACAUCAACGAAUGCCCCUUGAAUAUACGUGCGAAUAAAGAGCCGGGACGGAGUUCCGCAAGACCACUGGGCGGCGGAGUCAUGGACAAGCGCCUGCAGGAGGCUCAGCUGUACAAGGAGGAAGGGAACCAGCGCUACCGGGAGGGGAAGUACCGAGAUGCUGUGAGUCGGUACCAUCGCGCUCUGCUUCAGCUGCGGGGUCUGGAUCCCAGUCUGCCCUCCCCGAUUCCCGAUCUGGGACCCGAGGGCCCGGCUCUCACACCUGUUCAGGAAAGCAUGCUGCACACCACCCAGACAGACUGCUACAACAAUCUGGCUGCCUGUCUCCUUCAGAUGGAGCCAGUCAACUAUGAAAGAGUGAAAGAAUACAGCCAGAAAGUCCUGGAACGACAGCCUGAUAAUGCCAAGGCCUUGUAUCGGGCCGGAGUAGCCUUUUUCCACCUGCAGGACUAUGACCAAGCGCGGCACUACCUCCUGGCUGCUGUCAACAAGCAGCCAAAAGAUGCCAAUGUCCGGCGGUACCUCCAGCUAACACAGUUGGAACUCAGUAGCUACCAUCAGAAAGAGAAGCAGCUCUACGUGGGCAUGUUCGGUUAACAGAGAAGAACGACGCUUCUCCACUUGAACUUCGGGGAAAGUCUCACCCAGUGAACCCGAGCCUCGCAGGAGACACGAGCCCCACACCUCUGACCCAGGUGUCUUUCUGUCUUGUUUCUAGUCCUGCACAGACUCUGAACUACUUACACAGUCUGCCUUUGUUUUUUGUCUGUCCAUCUAUAUAUUUGUAUAGCUUUUAAUACGUGUUAUUCUUGGGGACAUUUGCCCUGAGAAUUACAACCAGAAUAUAUUCAUCA
This is a messenger RNA of Myotis lucifugus (little brown bat), 1225 nucleotides long. It is a transcript of the gene TTC9C, whose product is annotated as tetratricopeptide repeat domain 9C. The transcript is spliced from 4 exons. Gene Ontology annotation, molecular function: protein binding. Bases 453 to 968 code for a protein of 171 amino acids. The record is from RefSeq and is a predicted model, not a curated record. Lineage: Eukaryota; Metazoa; Chordata; Mammalia; Chiroptera; Vespertilionidae.